Messenger RNA from Lobosporangium transversale, 871 nucleotides. RefSeq names its product Prefoldin subunit-domain-containing protein. The coding region runs from base 117 to 671 and encodes 184 amino acids. NCBI's taxonomy places the organism in Eukaryota, Fungi, Mortierellomycota, Mortierellomycetes, Mortierellales, Mortierellaceae. Gene Ontology annotation, biological process: tubulin complex assembly; protein folding; microtubule-based process. Gene Ontology annotation, cellular component: cytoplasm; prefoldin complex. The transcript is spliced from 3 exons. The record is from RefSeq and is a predicted model, not a curated record. Gene Ontology annotation, molecular function: tubulin binding.
UUUAAGGAUCUAGAAUAUUUCACGUGAUCUCACGCGCCUUCUCUUUGUCUCUUUUAGUUGACAGCUUUUCAUCCUCAAACACUCAAACACUCAACAAUAUCAUCUACAAAGUCAACAUGGAGGCCAAUCCUCGAGGAAUCCCAAAGGCACCGUUUGUUGAAAAUGUUGAAGACCAUGUUAGCGAGCAGGAGCCUGUUGAGAUUGUUCUUCGGAAGUUCCAAGAGGCUGUAGCAAAAUACAAGUUCAUGGAAGUGAACAUGCUUCAGCGCAAACGUAAUCUGGAUGCAAAGAUCCCUGAGAUCCGCAAAACCCUUGAGAUGGUGCAGUUUUUGCAAUCACAAGCCAGCAAGGAAGAUGAGACCAAGGAGAUCGAAACAUUGUAUGAAUUGAACGAUACGUUAUACGCCACUGCUAAGAUUCAACCUACUGGAAAAGUUUGCCUGUGGCUGGGUGCCAAUGUCAUGCUGGAAUACCCAGUUGAAGAGGCUGCAGACCUUUUAAAGACCAAAUUAGAAUCUGCAUUGAAGACAUUGAAGAAUACAGAAGAAGAUUUGGCCUAUCUGAGAGAUCAAAUUACUACAAUGGAGGUCAACACGGCUCGAGUCUAUAACUGGGAUGUGAAGCAACGGCGCCUCGCAAGGGCCAAGGCCGAAACUGAGAGCAAAGAAUAAAGGAUCGGAUAAAAUAAAGUAAAAAACAAUAUACAAACAAUAAAUGGAAAGCUUUCACAUAGUCUACGUUAUAGCUUGCUUUAACAUUAACAUAUUUUGCUACAGUCUUUUUUGUGCGUGGGAUAUGGUCAUUGAAAGGUGCAUUCUUUAGAAGCUCAGAUUACUGCUGCAUAAGCUAAAUGUAUAUGUGUAUUUUUGUC